AUGGCCUCAUUCUCUGUAAACCUCACCACUUCACCUUCUCCAUUCAUUCUUCAACGACGUCGUUUCUCCAACUUUUCAUCCUCUACUCAUCAUCAACUACAAGAUUCACAUCUGCAAAAUAAAAAAUUUGGGGCUUUCUUAUUACUGGGUUUCACACCAUUUUCUUUCAAUUUGAGGAGGAGGAGAACUUUGAUGUAUGCAGCCAAUCAAGAUUCAAUGGAAGUAGUGAGAGAAACCGACAAAACUAAUGGCCUGAUAGGUGUAUUGGGCGAAGUUGAUUCUCAUCAAGUACGUGACAAAAGUACCAAAGCUUGGUCGCAAUUUGCCAAAAGAAUAUCAGGUGAGUGGGAUGGAUUUGGAGCAGACUUCAGUAAUCAAGGGAGCACAAUUGAACUUCCGGAGUAUGUGGUGCCUGAAGCAUAUCGAGAGUGGGAGGUCAAAGUAUUUGAUUGGCAGACUCAAUGCCCCACUCUUGCUAACCCAGAGGAUCAUGUUCUCGAGUACAGGUCCAUUCAGUUACUUCCCACGGUUGGAUGUGAGGCUGAUGCUGCAACGGUAUACAGUUCAGAUGAGAGAAAAGUGAGUGGCGAAAACAGCGGAGUUACCACUUUUGCCUACCAAUCGAGUGGCUCUUAUGUUGCUGUCUGGCAAAAGAAGGACGACGUAAUAGAGUUGGAAUACUGCUUGAUCAAUCCUCAAGAUUUUGAAUCUCGGGUUAGGAUUAUUCAGCAUAUCCGUGUAUUGAAUAAUACAGAGAUGAAGCUACAGGGUGUAAGAGUAUUUCGUGAGCAGUGGUAUGGACCAUUUAGAAACGGCAAUCAACUAGGAGGUUGUGCCAUUCGCGAUUCCGCUUUUGCUUCUACAGCACCUACGAUUGCUUCAGAUAUUGCUGGUAUCUGGCAGGGUUCUAAAGCUGUCACCAAGUUCGGCGCUACAAACACUGAGAUUUUUCGAGAGUUUUUAGAUGACGGACUGCAGAAGUCUGUUAGAGAUGGAGAAAACAAUGUAUUACUUCCAAAGCAGCUGUGGUGUUCGCUUAAACAAAACAAGGACGGCGUAACUAUAACCGAAGCGGGAUGGCUUUUAGAUCAAGGGCAGGCGAUCACAUCAAGUUGCUUAUUCUCAAGCAGUGCAAAGCUGAAGGAAAUAUCAAUAGCAUUAGAAACUAGAGCCUCGGAAUAA
This is a messenger RNA of Lathyrus sativus (Indian pea), 1182 nucleotides long. Lineage: Eukaryota; Viridiplantae; Streptophyta; Magnoliopsida; Fabales; Fabaceae. The record is from the annotation of a GenBank genome assembly.